AUGCCGAUUGAAGGUACAAAUUUAGAAAAUUUAUUAAAGCUAGUAAUUCAAAUGAACGCUAUCAUUAUCGAAGAAAUGCAUGAACAACGAAAAGAAAUACAAACUCAAGCUCAAGCUCAACAGGCACUUAUUUCAACACCACUUCAUUCAUCGACUGAUACAUCAUCACGAUCAAUUAACAAGAUAAACGUUAAACCGAAAGAAUACAAUGGAACAAGUGAAGAAAAUGUCAUUACCUGGUUGAUAGCAUUAGAGGAAAUUAUGAAAAAUCGAUGCAUUAUUGAUGAUGAGAAAAUCUCGCUAGCUGCUAGCUUAUUAGGUGGCACUGCUUUACAAUGGUUUGCCAACUUGAAAUUGAAAAAUCAAGGACCAUCACCUUGGAAUGAAUUUAAGAAUAAAUUAAAAUCUAAGUUUCAACCAAUUGAUUUUCAAGAAAACCUUCGACAACAAUUAUUGCAAUUACGUCAGAAACAGUCCUUACACGAUUACAUUCAUUUUUUUCGAAGCCUAGUCGGUCAAACCGCUAGUAUGGACGAAUUAACACAAUAA
Rotaria socialis is the source of this 549-nucleotide messenger RNA. The record is from the annotation of a GenBank genome assembly. NCBI's taxonomy places the organism in Eukaryota, Metazoa, Rotifera, Eurotatoria, Philodinida, Philodinidae.